AUGCCAGAUUUUGUUGUUUUAAAUGUGAAUGAGGUUCCAAAAAGUGUAAAUAAAAGUAAAAAUGUUUCGUUCAUUGAAGUUCAGCCAGAUUCAGAAAAUGUCGUUUCUAAAAUUGAUAUCGAGUGUGAAGCAGGUAAAACAGAAAUUCAAAAGUGGAAUAAAAACAGCGUAAGAGAAAAAUCAAUCAAAAAACUUUUUGAGAGAUAUUGUGAAAAAACGACGGUGCAUGGAUUGAGAUAUUUCGCUCAAAGCGAUCAACAUUGGAGUGAGCGAGUACUUUGGAUAAUAAUGGUAUUAUUGGCGAUGGUUGGUGUCAUUUACGUGAGCCUUUUGUUGUCUGAGCGAUUCAAUAGCACUCCACUAGCAACUGUGCUUGAGAGCACAAUUUAUCCUGUUUCUGAUAUUCCAUAUCCAUCGGUCACCAUUUGCAACUACAAUCGUGUGAAUUGGAAUCGUGUUGAAGCCGCAAAAAGGAAAUAUAUCCCGAAUGCAACUGAAAAUGUAGUAAAACAAUUUGAAUCUUAUCUGAAAACGAUUAAUCGCUUGGAAUAUGGAUCUUUUGAUGAGUUUAAAGAAAUUGACACUUGGGAUAUCGAUGCUCUUGAACACAUUGACCUUCUGGAGUUGUAUCGAGAUGUUGCCUACAGUUGUGAGGAAAUGUUUGACUCAACAGCAAUUUGUUGGUGGAGAAAUAAAUUUUUCAAUUGUUGUCAAAUUUUUCACACACAACGCAGUGAAUAUGGGAUUUGUCUUUCUUUUAAUUCUGUCACAAAUUCUGAUGGACACGAAAUGUUUUUAAACUCUUCGAAUUCGUACCCUCGUCGUACGAGCAGUUCCAUGGAUUGGUCAGGAUUGCGAAUUGAAAUCACGAUUCCCACAAGUGGAAUGCCUCCCGAUCUUCCCGCUGAAGAUAUGGGUCUAAUGGUCAUCGUGGGAAACCCUUUUGAAUGGCCGACCGAUGGAUAUCUUGUGCCAGCUGGAACAAACACAGGCGUUUCAGUCCAUCCAACUUAUUCGUAUGCGACGGAAAAUAUUUAUCACCUCGCAAUUAACCAAAGGAUGUGCAUUUCUGAUGAAGAUAUUAAACUAAAUCACAUCGACAAUGCAAGUGUCAUGCGGCUCCCGUUGCGACUCGAUCGUUAUUAUGUCGGAAACUGCUACUCGGAGUGUCGACAACAACACAUGAUAAAAUUCUGCAACUGCACUGUUGACUUUUUCUACACACCCGGCAACUAUACGCCUUGUCGCAUGUCUGGAAUAAAGUGUCUGAACAAGUUUGAUCAAAUUAUGAAUUAUCAGAAGCCUCCAUCGGGUAAUUCGUUCUUUUCUGAUGACGAACCAGGAAUUAGCUGCAAUUGCUGGCAAGAAUGCACAAGAACAGAAUAUGCAGUUGAAGUGGCUCCGAAUAUGCUGAGCGAAGCAACUCCCGGUAAAAUUAUUCUUGAUGUGCAUUAUCAGAGAUCGACAACGGUGAAAUAUCGUACUGACGUCGUUUUUGGUUGGAUGGAUCUCAUGGGUAAAUGUUUUUCCAAUUAA
Culicoides brevitarsis is the source of this 1536-nucleotide messenger RNA. Its product is annotated as pickpocket protein 19-like. Lineage: Eukaryota; Metazoa; Arthropoda; Insecta; Diptera; Ceratopogonidae. Gene Ontology annotation, molecular function: ligand-gated sodium channel activity. Gene Ontology annotation, biological process: sodium ion transmembrane transport. The transcript has 4 exons. Bases 1 to 1536 code for a protein of 511 amino acids. Gene Ontology annotation, cellular component: plasma membrane. The record is from RefSeq and is a predicted model, not a curated record.